AUGCUUGCAGGUCGCAUUGCCUCCCAGAGGUCCGCUAGGAUCCACAGCAUUCACAAAUUGUACAAGCACUCCAGGUGCAUCGCGAUGAUUGGUGGUGCCAGGGCACCACCAAUCCAUAUGGUGCCUACCGGCACCAGGUCAGCUGCCUCAGCUGCUGCUGUUUCAUCAGCUGAGACCUCAAAUGAACAGCCAGCCCGCCCACAGCCCGCCCCAAGCUUCAAUAUCCCAUCGUUGAAAAAUCGCACCACCACCAAUUCCAAUUCCAAGGACAAGCAUGGACUCGCCCAGAUGGACGACUCCUUCAUCGGCAUGACCGGAGGUGAGAUCUUCCACGAAAUGAUGCAGCGUCACAACGUCGAUACCGUCUUUGGGUACCCGGGAGGUGCCAUCUUGCCCGUAUACGACGCCAUUUACAACUCCGACAAGUUCAAGUUCGUCUUGCCCAGACACGAACAAGGUGCUGGCCACAUGGCUGAGGGUUAUGCGCGUGCGUCUGGUAAGCCAGGUGUCGUUUUGGUGACGUCUGGCCCAGGUGCCACGAACGUCGUCACGCCAAUGGCCGAUGCGCUAGCGGACGGUGUGCCGUUGGUCGUGUUCACGGGCCAAGUUGCUACGUCUGCCAUCGGAACAGAUGCGUUCCAGGAGGCAGACGUCGUGGGGAUCUCGAGAUCGUGCACGAAAUGGAACGUCAUGGUACGGUCCAUCGAGGAAUUGCCCCGUAGAAUCAACGAGGCGUUCGAAAUCGCAACCUCGGGCAGACCAGGCCCAGUCUUGGUCGAUUUGCCCAAGGAUGUCACCGCUGCAGUGCUCAGAAACCCAAUCCCCAUGAAGUCCAUUCUCCCCUCGGAUACGUUGAACCAGUUGACGCAGCGCGUCGUGGACGAGUACACGUUGCAGAACAUCGGCAGGGCCGCUGAGUUGAUCAACAAGGCCAAGAAACCGUUGCUAUAUGUAGGAGCAGGAAUCUUGGGCCACUCCAAGGGCCCCCAGUUCCUCAAACAGUUGAGCGACAGAGCACAGAUCCCAGUCACUACGACGCUCCAGGGUCUAGGAGCGUUCGACCAAGAAGACCCCAAGUCGCUAGACAUGGUCGGGAUGCACGGAAACGCAGCAGCCAACUUGGCCAUCCAAAACGCAGACCUCAUCAUCGCCCUAGGAGCACGGUUCGACGACCGUGUCACGUUGAACAUCUCCAAGUUCGCACCAGAGGCCCGUAAGGCCGCGCUAGAGAAGCGCGGUGGGAUCGUCCACUUCGAGAUCUCCCCAAAGAACAUCAACAAGGUCGUCGAAGCAGAGGUCGCUGUCGAAGGAGACGUCACGCACAACUUGGAGAAAUUGCUCCCAUUGAUCGAAACAGUGCCAGAGAGACCAGAGUGGUCCGCCCAGGUGCAAGAGUGGAAGCAAAAGUACCCAUACUCGUACCAACGCGAAACCCCGGGCUCCAAGAUCAAGCCCCAAACCGUCAUCUCCAAGCUGUCCAAGUUGGUCAACAGCACCGGUAAGCCAGCUAUCGUCACAACAGGUGUCGGCCAGCACCAGAUGUGGGCCGCUCAACAAUGGACUUGGAAAAGCCCAAGAACUUUCAUCACCUCCGGUGGUCUAGGAACCAUGGGUUACGGCUUGCCCGCAGCUAUCGGUGCCCAAGUCGCAAGACCAGACGCUAUCGUCAUCGACAUCGACGGUGACGCCUCAUUCAACAUGACCUUGAUGGAACUCUCGUCUGCAGUGCAGGCCAGAACCCCAAUCAAAAUCCUCUUGCUCAACAACGAGGAACAAGGUAUGGUCACCCAAUGGCAGAGCUUGUUCUACGAACACCGUUACUCGCAUACCCACCAGCUGAAUCCAGACUUUGUCAAGCUAGCCGAGGCAAUGGGACUCAAGGCCCUCAGACUCUCAGACCAAAAGGACACCGACGCCGUCUUGAAACAGUUCAUCGACUACAACGACGGCCCCAUCUUGUUGGAGGUGCAGGUCGAGAAGAAGGUCCCUGUCUUGCCCAUGGUCCCUACCGGUAAGGGUCUCCACGAGUUCAUCAACUUUGAUCCAGAAGAGGAAAAGAAGCAGAACGAAUUGCGUCACAAGCGCACUAACGGGAAGCAUUAG
This is a messenger RNA of Kluyveromyces marxianus DMKU3-1042, 2103 nucleotides long. It is a transcript of the gene ILV2, whose product is annotated as acetolactate synthase catalytic subunit. The transcript has a single exon. Bases 1 to 2103 code for a protein of 700 amino acids. Lineage: Eukaryota; Fungi; Ascomycota; Saccharomycetes; Saccharomycetales; Saccharomycetaceae. Gene Ontology annotation, cellular component: acetolactate synthase complex; mitochondrion. Gene Ontology annotation, biological process: L-valine biosynthetic process. The record is from RefSeq and is a predicted model, not a curated record. Gene Ontology annotation, molecular function: flavin adenine dinucleotide binding; thiamine pyrophosphate binding; magnesium ion binding.